Messenger RNA from Linum trigynum, 4118 nucleotides. The record is from the annotation of a GenBank genome assembly. NCBI's taxonomy places the organism in Eukaryota, Viridiplantae, Streptophyta, Magnoliopsida, Malpighiales, Linaceae.
CCACGCCAUGCCGCCGCGGUCCUACGUACAUGGUAGUGGGAAAACUGACAACGUACGUACAGCUAAAACCGGGCCGGCGUUUAAGCUCCUCAAUUAUUUUUCUGGUUCGAGAGAUGUUCAUUAUUAAAUUUCACACCUACCCUAAUCAUCCUUCCAACCGAACCAUCUUUCCGCUGACUGAAGUAAAUAAGAGCAAGACGAUCAAUAUGCCACGCCUUCUUCUUCUUCUUCAUUAGCCACCCACUAGAGACAGAUAAAAAAAAAAAAUGGCGGAGCUACAGAUGAUGAUCAAACUCCACAACAACAAUCACCAUGUUAUAACUAACAAUUACUCCACCACGCCCAUCAUCCCCUGCCGCCGCCGUACCAGCACCUCCGUUUCGCUCCUCUGCCGUUCCCCAAAAUCCUCCUCAUCACGCCGUGAUCCCUUCUCCUCCGUUAAGUAUGACGCCGCCGUCAGCCGUCGCGCACGGGGCGUGGGCGGGUUGACGGUUCGGGCCGCCUUUGACUCGGCGCCGUCUGCUACUACCGAGACGGAAGUCGUGGUGGAGCAGCCUGUGGAAGGAGAAAACGGCACCGUCACGAGGUUUAGGAAAGUGGCGGCGGAGGAGGAAGAGUAUACUGCCGACGUGGCAGCUUUCGAAGUGAGGAAGGACGGUGGGUGGUGGGACAACGCCCUUCUCCAGCUCCGGCUGAUGAUCGCGCCUCCGUGGCAGCGGGUCCAAAACGGCAGCGUUUUGGACAUCCACUUGGCCGGCGAGAUAUCGGAUGUGAAAGGGAAGUUCUUCUCGCCGGAGUUCACACUGCCGCAAAUCUGCGAGAAUUUCGCGAAAGCUGCUAAUGACCCGCGGAUUGCGGGGAUUUAUCUCAGGAUCAGCACCUUGGGGUGUGGGUGGGGGAAAGUGGAUGAAAUCCGUCGCCAUAUAGUGGAUUUCCGGAAAACAGGGAAAUUCGUGGUAACGUACUUGUAUUCGUUCCAGGAGAAGGAGUACUACCUUGGGUGCGCCUCCGACGAACUAUAUGCACCUCAGCUUGCUCCCUUCGGCUUAUAUGGCUUCGCUCUAUCCGCUUCCUUUUACAGAGGUAUACUGGAGAAGAUGGGGUUGGAACCGCAAUGGGUUCGGUUCGGGAAGUACAAAAAGGCAGGGGACCAAAUGACUCGCAAGACUAUUGCGGAACCGCAUCUCGAAGUCUUGAAUAAAUUGCUGGACGACAGAUACGACUACUGGAUGGACGUUGUUUCUUCUUCCACAGGGAAGAGGAGGGAGGAGGUGGAGAAGUUUGUUAACGAAGGGGUCUACGAUAUGGAUAGGCUCAAGGAGGCUGGGUUGCUCACUGACGUGCUUUAUGAAGACGAGGUCAUGUCACGAUUGAAAGCGAAAGUUGGACUCCAAAAGGAUCAAAUUCUGCCAAUGGUUGAUUACAGGAAAUAUUCUGGAGUUAUGAACUGGACUCUGGGCUUAAACGGCGGUAAAGACGAAAUCGCCGUGAUCCGAGCAUGUGGAUGCAUUGCCAUGACAUCAGGUCUCGUCAAUUUCCCCGGCGACGGCGUCACUGCACCCGGCCUGAUUGAACAAAUCCGCAUUGUCAGAGAGUCAAAAAAGUAUAAAGGCCUGGUCCUCAGAAUCGACAGCGCUGGCGGGGAUUGUCUCGGAUCCGAUACGAUUUGGAGGGAGCUUCGACUUUUAGCGACGGAAAAACCCGUGGUGGCGUCGCUCUCGGACAUCGCGGCUAGCGGCGGUUACUAUAUCGCCAUGGGAGCGAACGCCAUCGUCACUGAAAAGUUGACACUAGCCGUCUCCAUUGGUGUUCUUCAAGGGAAAAUGAACUAUGCGGAACUGCAAAAGAGAAUUGGGUACAGCAACCACGUUGUAUCGAAGGGCAAAUACGCUGAGUACCCUACAGCCGGCUAUCGAGCUUUGAGGCCGGAUGAAAAACAACUUUUGGAGGACACCACUAAGCAUUGGUACAAAGUAUUUCGCGACAAGGCAGCAAUUUCUCGUUCCAUGAGUAUUGAAGAGAUGGAGAAGGUAGCACAGGGAAGGAUCUAUCAUGGUUCCCAUGCCGUUGAGGUCGGUUUGGUCGAUGCGGUUGGCGGGAUGGCUCGAGCCAUCGCCAUCGCCAAACACAAGGCUAAUAUCCCACAAGACAGGCCGGUGAGGGUUGUGGAGCUAACCAAACCGAAUUCCGGGUUGACCGAGUGGAUAACUGCGCUGGGGACGGUCAUGGCCGGUUUGGGCGGCGGCUCCGCGGGAGCGGUUUCCGAGGGCCCGAAAUUCGGGCACCAUGGGGUUGAAGCUCGAAUGGAUAUGUCGAUGUUGAAUGGGUUGGAUGGAGGAGGAGGAGUUUCAGAGUUCAACCCCAUUUUCACUAUCAUGAAGUCUUUCCUCAAGCUCAGUCUUGGAAGCAUAUGAGCACUUGAGUGGUGUGGAACCGUUGAAGUUUAGCCAUUUAAUUGGUUGUUAAUAAUCCAGUUUGUACUCAGAGAGAGAGCCUGAAACUAGCUAGCUAGAACGGGUGUAUGUUCAAAUAAACAUGUUUCGGCAUAUAUUAUUGAGUUCAAACUUUGUUUUUAAUGAAAAAUAUUUUUUUAUUUACUAGUUCAUUCCAUCAUAUAGGUGUUAGGAGAUUUUUUUUUAACGGUAACCUGUUGAAAACUUCAUUAAUCUGUGUUUGGCGUUACAUUAUCACAAUGCAGCUGACUAACCAGAAACCUAGGGGGUCUAUCUACCCAGACAUUCGUCUAAUUCGAUCUAGUCCGCGAUACUGCGCCAUAACAUGAGCUGCUUCAUUUAAUUUGCUGUUCUUCUAAUAUGUCGCCACGAACGUCCACCCAUCUCCUGCAGUAGUCUCCGAAUGUUGCGACACACCAUUUCUAUUUCUAUAUGUAUAUCCUGCGCAUCUUGUAUCUUUUGGAUUAGUGGUAAAUCGUCUGACUCCAAAAUCGGGUUAGCUACCUGGAAUUGCUUUGCUAGCUGUAGACCGAAUUCUGCCGCCAACGCUUCUCCCAUCUCAACGUCUUGACAUCCUGCUGCUAACUUUGCUGCGGCGAGAAGGAAAGUCCCACCCUGGCUUCGAAUGACUAGGGAUGGCAAAUUACCCACCCAUGGGUAAUUAUACCCAAACCCAAGUAGACCCAUUGAUAAUGGGUUGGGUAUGGGUGAAGUGCAUAUGGAUUUGGGGGUUUAUAGAUGGGUUUGGGUUUGGGGCUUCCAUAAUCUAAAUGGGUAUGGGUUGGAUAUGGAUAUCCAUUUACUUGAGGGUGUUUUAACUACACAUGCAAAAAUUGGACCUAUUUGCAAAACUUGAAAAGUUUAGGUACCAAAAUGUAAGACCAAAAAAAUUUAGGUACCAAAACAUAAUUUUCCAUUGAUAUUUUGAGGACUUAUAUGCAAAAAAAUUAAAUUUAGGUACUAAAUAUGCAUGUCUAUUAAGUUUGGGUACCAAACUGUAAUUUGUAUUUGGGCAUGGGUACAAACCCAAAUCCAUUUGAUAUAAACCCAACUCAAUCCAAAGUAAAUGGGUAUGGGUACAAACCCAUCAAACUCUACCCAUAUCCACCUAUUUGGAUUUCAAACCCAACCCAAUUGGGUUGGAUAGUAAGAAACCCAUGGGUAUGGGCAAAGUUGCCAUCCCUACGAAUGACGACUCCUAAAGUCGCACCAUCUGUGUUUGUAAAGCCCGCAUCUGUGUUUACUUUGCAGCUACCCUCUCCUGGUUCCUUCCACCCUUCGUUUCCCGUUUGCGCUGGUUCAUGUAGCUGGGUUUUCUGGUGCUUCGUAUAUUCCUCUAAGUAGCUUUCAGCACGCCCUACAAUAUCAUCUUCUUCCAUCUUCUUGCCAUUAAAUAAUUGAGCGUUCCUUUCUCGCCACAAAAACCACAUAAGUACACACCAUCCCUCAAGUUUCACAUCAUCCCCUUUAGCCAUUACCUUCACCAACCAAUGGUAGCUGUCCUGUGCUGGCUAGAACUCAAAAUAAUCUGUCACAACAGACUGUCUCCAAAUACGGCUCGUCCAUGAGCACUCGCCAAACAUUUACUUAGAAUUUGUGGUCUUAUUGAUUUAAAACAAUCUUUUGUUUGUUUAGAUAUUUUGAUAAUAAAUUUAAGGAUUUAAG